AUGACUUAUACAAUCACCGUCGUUUUCCCCAACGAGCCCGAUGCCCAAUACGACAUCGAUUACUACACCAAUGUUCACAUGAGGCUAAUUGAGAAGCAUUGGUCAAAGUAUGGUCUCAAGAGCUGGUCUGUCACCAAGUUUGGUCCGUCCUUGGAUGGUACAGCCCCUAUGUAUGCCGUUGGUAGCCGAGUACACUGGGAAAGUGAGGAGGGGAUGAAGAGAGCAUUUGAGAGCCCCGAGGUCCCGGAGAUUAUGGGCGAUGUUGUCCACUUCAGCAACAAGCAACCUAUUUUCCUAUUUGGCGAGACUGUACAGCCUUCUCCCAAUCCUUGA
Messenger RNA from Aspergillus welwitschiae, 333 nucleotides. RefSeq lists its product as uncharacterized. NCBI's taxonomy places the organism in Eukaryota, Fungi, Ascomycota, Eurotiomycetes, Eurotiales, Aspergillaceae. The transcript has a single exon. Gene Ontology annotation, molecular function: oxidoreductase activity. Bases 1 to 333 code for a protein of 110 amino acids. The record is from RefSeq and is a predicted model, not a curated record.